Molecule: messenger RNA, 3852 nt
Organism: Parnassius apollo (apollo)
Lineage: Eukaryota; Metazoa; Arthropoda; Insecta; Lepidoptera; Papilionidae
Source: the annotation of a GenBank genome assembly
AUGCCAAAGCCGCUGAGUUUAAAAAAGACUCAUCGAAUCGAUUUAAAAAAUCAAAAAACUAUAACACAUUUCUUUAAAAAUUCUGAUAUCAAUGGGACUCAAAAAUUCACUUUACCGGCAAAAAAGAAAGAUUUACCAGAUAUAACAGCAGAAGUAGUGCUUGCAAAACGGAAGGCAGUUUCACCAUUGCAAAACGAUUCAAGCUUAGAACAUAAACAUCCUUUGAAUAAUUCUCACAAAAAAUCAAGCCCAACUAAACAUGUACCCAAAAAGCUUAAGGUCACAAACAAUGGUGAUAGUGAGAUUAUAUUGAAAGAUAAUAUUUUGCAUCAUAUUCAUAAGAUCCCAAUACAUGAUAACAAGGCAAAUGGUGAAUUAUCACCUGAAAGACUUAAACUUGAGUUUAUGGAAGAAUUUACAAAUGGUGAUCAAACUUUUGAGAAUUUUAAUAAUAAGUCACCAUUGUCCGAUGUGAGUACAGAUGCUAUAUUAAAUAUUGGAAAAAGUCCUGUUAAAUUGAAAUCCAAAAUGAAAGAAAAGGAGAACCAAGAAUAUGUUUUGUUAACAUCUGAAGCUCUUAAUAAUAUGGAUAGUAAAGACAUAACUAGUAGUAAAAUAAUACUAACACCAUCAAAAUAUUCUGAAGCCAAUGUCACAACAUCUGAGAAACAAAACAAACCAUGUGAAAAUUCACCAUCUAAAACUUGUUCAACAUCCAAGGUAUUUGAGUUAAGUGGGAAUGAAGUUACUGAUUUAUUUGAAGAACAGUGGGAGGUUGAAAAUUUUCAAGAGGAAAUCCAAGAAAACCUUGAUUUGACAACAAUGCAGCGUUGUGAGAUAAUAUCUGUGAAGUUUCAUACAACAUAUCUAGAACUAAGUUUAAGAAGUGAUAAUUUUAGUGGCACUUGUUUUGUUGAAGGAAUUUGGAUGGAUUUAAGCAUACAGCCAGGAGAAACUGUUAGCAUAUUAGCUUCUCGUAAUUCUUCUGGUCAGUUUCAUGUAAACAACACUUCAGGCCUGAUAGUUUUAAGACCCGACUAUCUGCUAUCAUCUACUAGUGUUGUAGCGGGGGUGUUUUGUAAGAGAAAGGCUGCAUUACAAGAGCGCUGGCGAGGGAUUGAUUCGGCUAAUGUAGCGAUGACCGUUGGUAUUUUAAUACAUGAGUUGGUUCAAAAAGCACUAACACAUCGUAUACUCAGUCCGGAACAAUUGCGGUUAGAAGCGGAUAACAUUAUUAAAGAAUCCAUACAGAUGCUGUUUGAUGCAGGUCUUUGUGAAGAGGAAGCACGUUCAAAUAUGGAUCUAUAUAUAAUACCACUAAGCGAUUUUAUGCGCAUUUACGUAGCUGAUAACCCAUUCAAUGGCAUGCCAAAACCGAAUAAUAAAUGGACUGGACAUAUAGAAAAAGUUCUGGAUAUAGAAGAGAAUAUCUGCUGCCCUCAGUUAGGUUUAAAGGGGAAAAUAGAUGCUACAUUAGAAGUCACUAUUCAUGAAAGGCAAAGUCAGCAGCGUGAAAUAGUGCCAUUAGAGCUGAAGAGCGGUCGAGCUUCCCUAUCAGCGGAGCACCGCGGACAACUUGUCCUAUAUGGCAUGAUGUUGAGUCUGCAGAGGGGAGAGAAUCCAGCUACUGCGUUGCAGCGUGGCUUGCUCCUUUAUUUGAAGGAACGCAUCGAGCUUCGCGAAGUAAGCUGCGGCUACCCAGAACGUCGUGAUCUCAUUAUGCUGCGGAACCAACUUGUUCAGCAUUUAGCUCCUGGGCCAACAGAUUGUCGAAUCGAUGAUGUUGAUAUAGAGGAAGCAGGGCAAAGUCUUCCUGAUCCAGUACAUCAUGAGGCAGCUUGUUCAAAGUGUCCCUAUCUCACACUAUGCUCUUUGCAUUUAUGGCACACAGAUGGCCCCAAGGUGUCAAACUCUCAUCCACUGUCAAGGCUACGCAAUGAUGCGAUUGGUCAUUUGUCCAUAGAGCAUGUUAACUACUUUCUGCAUUGGACGAGACUGUUGAAGCUAGAGGAGAAAGUUCAGUUGACCACGGCUCCGUUGCAUGCAUUGUGGACCGACAGUGUGGAGAAAAGAGUCAAGCGUGGGACUUGUGCAGCAAAUCUCAAAUUACAUUCAGUUUGUUCAUCCCGAGAUAAGUACUUGCAUGUUUUUCACAGAGAACGAAUCACGUCAGAAGAACAUAACUUAAAGAGUAGUAAAACGAGUGGUCCUCAAGAAGGUGAUUUCGCAAUAGUGAGUAAGGACAACCGUCCAUGGUUAGCUGCUGGUGUCGUGGUGCUGGCGGGCGAUACAGAAGUCAAUAUAUUAUUGGAGAGAGACUUAAGCAGUCGGCAGAGUAAAGAUACAGUAUUUCAUAUUGACACGUACGAGUCUUAUGCUACCACAGUACAGAACUUAACCAAUUUAGGAGUCCUUAUGGAAGAUAGCGACAGAGCGCAGAGGUUAAGAAGAUUAAUAAUAGACAAGAAAACACCAACAUUUGUAAAGCUGCCUCGCGAGGUGGGUCGCCUUGGUGCAAAAUUAAUGCGCUCAUUGAACAUAGAGCAGCAGAGAGCUGUCUUAAAGGCCCUCGCAGCUGAGGACUAUGCUUUGCUACAAGGCCUCCCAGGCACUGGUAAGACUCAGACAAUAAGCGUCCUCAUACAAAUGCUCGUCGCUUUGAAACUGCGCGUGCUCGUCACGGCUCACACGCACUCCGCUGUCGACACGGUUUUAUGCAGGCUUCCAGAAUCAAUACAAAUAAUGCGCCUAGGCUCUUCUGCUCGUGUCGCCUCCAAGUUGUUGCAUCGCUGCGAAGAAAAAUUGACGUCCGCCUGCGAAACUUCAGAACAACUGUCGCGGCUUUAUGACUCUAUGGAGGUUGUAGGUGUGACGUGUUUGGGAGCAGCGCACGCUAUGCUCGCUCGCACUUCCUUUGACGUGUGCAUUGUGGAUGAAGCGACGCAGGUGUUGCAAUGCACGGUCCUACGGCCGCUGUUUGCAGCGAAACGGUUCAUUCUAGUCGGUGAUCCUGAGCAACUGCCACCUGUAGUAAGAAGGAAUGCUGCGAGACACUUGGGUAUGGAAGAAAGCUUAUUCCAUAGGCUGAUGAGUGAAGAAGCGACUACCACGCUAAGGCUGCAGUACCGUAUGAAUCAAGCCCUGGCUGAUUUGGCGAACCGUAUCGCUUACAAUAACCGACUGAAGUGCGCAAAUCAAACCGUGGCAGAAGCUUGUUUAAACAUUGAUCUGCAGAAACUGUCCCAUUUGCACACAUCCAAAACGGAUUGGAUGCUAACCGCCUGUAGCCCGAAACCAAAAUACGCAGCCGUGUUUAUUAAUCUGGAAACAUUUGCCCCAGAUGGUGACGUCAAUAAGCAGAAUAAAACAAUUUCAAACUUGGAAGAAGUUUGCUUAGUAUUAGCACUUGUUGAUGCUUUGAAAGAGGGAGGUGUUAGGCCAUCGGAUAUAGGAGUAAUAGCACCGUACCGGGAUCAAGUGUCACUACUUCGUCGUUCACUAGCACAUCUACAGGUAGAGGCCAGUACAGUUGACCAAUUUCAAGGAAGGGAUAAGUCUGUAAUCAUUUAUUCUUGCACCAAGAAGGAUGAUGGUCAGAAGAAUAAGAAAGUUAAGGAGGACGAAAUAUUAAAUGACCAGCGUCGAUUAGCUGUUAGCGUAACGCGUGCAAAACACAAGUUUAUAGUUUUAGGGGAAAAUGUUUCCGAAAUGCCUAAUGAAUCUUGGAAAAGUAAGAGAAGAAAAAUUGAGAUGAAAAAAGAAAAACCUCAAUGUUUCAGCAAAAAUUUUUGGCAGAAACCAACUCAGCAACUUGCUAAUUCCCAAGAUGUUAAGCCAACUGAUCUAGCUUAA